GAUGACUGUCAGGUAGGCUUGAGACGACCGAAUGACGUUUUGUAGCUCGGCUGCAUCACUGCAAGGGUACUUCAGCAUCGAGCAGAGCGCACGACGGGAUCAGGCGUGAGCUACUGACUGCUUCUUUGCCGCCAAGCGACCUAGCAGAACGAGUGCGCCCUCUUUGUCCUUUGCGUCGCCCGCCGUCGACUUGUCAUCGAAGACUGCCUGGGCCAACCUCCUUGCCUCGUCUGGCUCCGAGUCGUAAGCUGCCUCAGCCUGCUCUAAGCUCAUGAUGUCGGUGGCACGCUCACUCGACUCGACUCGUGCGCGUCGUAAGCAGCGACAGUCACCCAAAGCUCAAGGCAGCAGCUUCUCCCACACACGCAGCCCGACAAGUCUCAGCACGCCAGUGAGGGCUAUUGACAUGCGGCUGUGGCUUGGACGGCCGCCCAAGAGCUGCCGAUCGUGCAGCUCAGCAUCGAAUCGGCGCGCGCAGCUGCUCUGGCUAGCAAUCUUGGGCUUGCUGUGUCCACUGCAAGCGUCGGCGCAGAAGCCGACGAGCUCCUUCACACGCAUCGAGAACCUGCCCAGCAGACUGUUCUAUUUCGACGAUACGCCUGUCAUACUAUACCAUGAUGCAGUAUCGAGGGAUACCUGGCGCUCCCCAGACGAGGGCAAGACGUGGGAGCUAGCCAAAGAUGUCACGCGAGGCGAGAGCUGGACAAUCGUCGAGCAUCCUUACGACAACCGCAUGGCAUUCAUCAUGUCCAGAGAUCGCAAGCACUACCGCACCAUAGAUCGAGGCCUGACUUGGCAACAUUUCGAAGCGCCAUUACCAGUAGCAGUCGGCGUGCCUGCUCUCACAUUUCAUUCACGACAGCCAGAGUGGAUCCUGUACACUGGCCAAGAUUGCGAGAGCGAUGGCGGCUGGCUCGGCAAAGUGUGCUACGAUGUCUCUUUUGUGACCAGAGACGCCUUCUCGAGCGAUCCCAAGAAGAUGCUCGAACACACUUCAAAGUGUAUCUGGGCGCACUCGACCCUCGAAGCAGCCGCUGAUGUGCCAGAUGAGCAAAUAUUCUGCGUCGCGUUCGAGGCGCCAUCAGACAAUGCUUCCUCGGGGGGCAUGCGCAGCCUCAAGGAGUCAAGGCUAUAUGCCUCGACUGAUUUCUUCGACAAGGAUCGUCGCUUGAUCGAUCUUGGCAUCGGCAAAGAAGCUCGGGGGCUAGUCGGCAUCGGCGGCAUCAAGAAGUACCUUGUCGUUGCUCUCAGACCCCCCUCGGCGUACAAUGGCGGCACAGACAGCGAUGGCGCAGACCAGAUGCUGAUGUAUGUUUCCAAAGAUGCCACAAAUUGGUCCCGGGCAAUGUUCCCACAUGGCCACGGACUCAAAGAGAAUGCGUAUACCAUUGUCGAAUCGACUAGCCAUUCUAUCCUCGUCGAUGUACUUACAGAUCCGAGCGCCAACUCGGGUACACUGUUUACAAGCAAUUCGGAUGGUGUGUUCUUCGUGCGCUCUCUCGAAAAUACCAAUCGCAAUGUCAACGGCAUCGUCGAUUUCGAAAAGUUGCAGAACAUAGAAGGCGUUGCCAUCGCAAAUACUGUGGCUAAUGCGGAUGAAGUCAAGGGAGGCCAGCAAGCAAAAGACAUUGUCUCCAAGAUCACCUGGGACGAUGGGGGUCACUGGCAGUUAAUUGCUGCGCCCAAAGUCGAUCACAAGGGCAAGGCAUUUAAGUGCGAUGUCUCCAAUGUUGAAUUGUGCUCCCUGCACCUGCAUUCAGUCACUGCUCCGCACAACUUCGGCCGUGUCUUUUCAUCCACCGCGCCCGGACUUGUGAUGGGCGUGGGCAGCGUAGGCGACCAUCUGCUCGAUUAUGACGACUGCGAUACGUUCCUCUCGACAGACGCGGGUGUGACUUGGCGCAUGAUCGACGAUGGGCCUCAUAAGUACGAGUUCGGCGACGCUGGCAGUAUCCUCGUCCUCAUCGAAGAUGAUGAAGCGACAGAUCAUGUCAAGUACAGCUUCGAUCAUGGCAAGACGUGGGAAAAGCUUGACUUUGACGUCAAAAUCCGCGCAAAGCUUCUGACGACCGUGCCUGACUCGACCUCGCUCAAAUUCCUCGUGCUUGGCACCCUCGACAAGGGCGCAAAGUCACAGGACGGUAAUCGGCACGCAAUCGUGUAUCUUGACUUUGCUACCAUGAACAAACGACACUGCGAGGAAAGCAGAGGCGAUUUCGAGAAAUGGUACGCGAGAGCAGGCGGCGCGAGCGCACCCGACUGUCUUAUGGGCCACAAGCAGUGGUUCCAGAGACGUAAGGCUGAUGCAGACUGUGUCGUCGGUGAGAAGUUCAAGGAUCCUGUCGGUACAGAAGAGAAUUGUCCCUGCACAAACGAUGACUAUGAGUGUGACUUCAACUAUGUGCCCGACAAGAAGCUGUGCGUACUUGCUGCGCCAGAGGUCAUUCCGCCUGGUCAGUGUCAGAAGGAUGGCGAUCAAUUCCUGGGCUCGUCAGGCUAUCGCAAGAUACCUGGCAAUAGCUGUCAACCAACGCCUGGUCUUCGCAAAGACGAAAAGGUCAUGAAAGAUUGUUCGGAGGGCAAGCAAGCGCCUGGCAAAGUCACCCAUCAACGCACUGAUUUCGACUCGUUAGUACUCGAUCAGCAGUAUUUUGCUGAUUCGCAUGCGCUCUUGGCAUACACGCUCGAUCAGCAAGUCUGGCAGUCUGACAACGAAGGCUUUGCAUGGCGCAAGUUAGCUCUCGAUGGUCCAAUUCUAGCCAUGACCAUGCAUGCAUAUGCUCGCGAUCACGCCUAUUUGAUAACGUCAAGCCGCAAGGUGCACUAUACGACCAAUCGAGGCGAGCAAUGGGCUACCUUCGAGGCGCCAAUGGAAGCGAACGGGCUCGGCAUACCCGUGCUGGACUUCCACCCAACGCGAGCAGAAUGGCUGCUCUGGACUGGCAGCAAAGACUGCACGUCAUCUGUAUCGACGACAUGUCAAGCGGUCGCCUUCAUGAGCAAAGACAACGGUCGCAAUUGGAAGCAGAUCGAGCACUACAUCCGGACGUGCUCAUGGGCACGCGACAAGAAGUUCAAAAUCGAUGAAACAAUGAUCUUCUGCGAGUCGUAUCGCACUAAGAGCGGUAGCCAGCGCGCAUUUGAAGAUAACGCGCUCGAGCUCAUCGCUGGGAGGGACUUCUACAAUCGCAAGCAGAAGCUAUUCGACUCUGUCGUCGGAUUUGCCACGUUCGAGGAGUACAUGGUCGUGGCUGAAUACAUCGAAGCGACCGGCGCGCUUAAUCUCCGAGUCUCGCUCGACGGCAAGACAUUUGCGAAGGCGCAGUUCCCACCAAGCAUGCGCCUUGAAUCUCAGGCGUACACCGUCCUUGAGUCGGUGACUGAUGCGGUCUUUCUUCACGUGACCACGCAUCCGACCAAAGGCAGCGAAUGGGGGAGCUUACUCAAGUCGAACUCAAAUGGCACCUAUUUUGCAAUGUCGCUCGAAUAUGUGAAUCGCAACGAGCGCGGCUUCGCAGAUUUCGAAAAGGCGAUUGGCCUCGACGGUAUUGCGGUCAUGAACAUCGUCAGCAAUCCUGAAGAUGCGAGUGUGACAGCUCGCAAGGAUUUACAGACUAGAAUCACACACAAUGAUGGUGGAAGGUGGAAAUCGAUACCACCGCCUGCCCGAGACUCGCUGAACCAGCCUUUUGCUUGUCAAGGCACUAAGUGCUCCUUACAUCUUCACGGCUAUACCGAGCGUACCGAUCCACGAGCGACAUACAGCAGUCCGACAGCAGUCGGCCUGAUGGUUGCAGUCGGCAAUGUCGGUGAGAAGCUCGGGGCCUACAACGAUGGGGACCUCUUCCUUACGCGAGAUGCCGGCUUCACUUGGCAAGAGGUGCGCAAGGACGCGCAUCUUUGGGAGUAUGGCGACCAAGGCUCCAUCAUUGUGAUUGCCAAUGACGAGCAAGCGACUGAUCGCAUCAGCUAUACGACGGACGAAGGCGACAGCUGGCAGGAUUAUGUGUUUGGCGAGGCGAUACGCGUGCAGUCCAUCAUGACUGUACCCAGCGAUACUAGCCGGCGCUUCGUUCUGUUCGGCUAUUCGCCCAAGAAGCAAGAUGUCAGCGUCGCGAUCCAUCUGGACUUUUCCAAGCUUUCAAACGUCAAAUGCAAAUUGGAUCUUGCAGAUCCCAACGCAGACGAUUUCGAGCUCUGGUCGCCUUCAGAGAACCGACAGGAGGAGUGUCUGUUUGGCAGGCAAACGCUCUAUCACCGGCGAAUACGAGGCAGGAGUUGCUACAUCGGUGAGCGAUUACCGGAAGUGCAUAGCAUCGUGCGAAAUUGCACCUGCAGCGAGGAAGACUUCGAAUGCGAAUUCAAUCAUCGCCGCAAUGCGAAAGGCGAAUGCGAGCUCGUCGAGGGCGCGUUCGCUCUACCGUCUGAUCCCGGGACUUGCGGCCUGUACGAUCAAUUCUGGAAUGAGCGAACAGCAUAUCGCAAGAUCCCUUACUCGUCCUGUCAGGGCGGUCUUCAGCUAGACAAGGGAGCGCAACACACUUGUCCCGGCCACUCGCGGCACGGAUGGUUCUGGUGGAUUUUCGUCGUCGCCAUUUGUGGUCUCAUUGCCGGGCUAUUCGGCUUAUGGUGGAUGAGAAGGCGAGCAAAGGGAUCAAUCAGGCUGCCCGAGCCUGGCUGGGACGACUCAUCGGCGACGUCAAUGCUUGCGUCUGUGCCUUAUCACCUGCUCGGGGUUGCUUCGGCUGCCUUUGCUUGGUUGCAGCGCUUGCCGAUGCCCAAGCGCUUGAGGCCCAAGCGAGGGUACCGGUUACCUCAUGAGGACGAUGAUGCUCAGCUGCUCUUUGAUGACGAAGAGUGAUUGCAAUGCAUGGUGCAUGGUUUAGGGUGAGCAG
Molecule: messenger RNA, 4895 nt
Organism: Mixia osmundae IAM 14324
Lineage: Eukaryota; Fungi; Basidiomycota; Mixiomycetes; Mixiales; Mixiaceae
Exons: 7
Coding region: 275-4861 (1528 amino acids)
Biological process (GO): Golgi to endosome transport; Golgi to vacuole transport; protein targeting to vacuole
Cellular component (GO): Golgi apparatus; membrane
Molecular function (GO): protein binding
Source: RefSeq, a predicted model, not a curated record